Closterium sp. Naga37s-1 is the source of this 3714-nucleotide messenger RNA. The record is from the annotation of a GenBank genome assembly. Lineage: Eukaryota; Viridiplantae; Streptophyta; Zygnematophyceae; Desmidiales; Closteriaceae.
AUGAGAGGAGUCCCGACAGGAACUGGUGGAGCAGAGCUGAAUUCCAGUGAUUCUGAUGCUGGCAGUAGCAAGGGCAAGGAAGAGGUGAAGGAAGGUGCUGCCAAACAUGAACAGUGGUUAGAGCUUCAAAAAUUGGAAGAGCGGCUGCAAGUUCUGGAUGCCUUGCUGGGGCCAGGACUGUACGAGCAGGGUGGUCAAUUCACUGGCGCAAACAGAGGGGAAGCAGAGAAGGCAGCAGAGGAAGAAGAGGAUAAUGACGCGAAAAUAGCACGCUUGGUGCACUUCAUGAUGAAAUUGGAAGAGCGGAUGAAAAAUCCUGGGGUGUUGCAAAGCGCACAUGGUUCUGCAGUCCAGAAUGACCCGGAUGGAGCGGGACAGCCCACCGGAGCAACCGGAGGAGCAGCAGGGAAAGCAUUAGUGGAGGAAAGUUCAAAGCCACUUCAGCUGCUGUCUCGGGCGGACAUGGUUCAUUACUUGAACGUGACAAGCGGGUGGGAUGAGGAUCUGUGCGCGUGCUGCUUUGACCGUGCAGUGAGCCAGCGAGCACAGCGGGCUCUUGGCAUGAAGAACCUGGAGGACUUGCGUCGCCACCUGCGCGCGCAGCAGCCUUGUUGCAUCCCCGCAGCAGAUCCCAAGCAGCAGCAGCAUCAUGCAAUGUCUUCUCAGGUGCUAUUUGCGUGGAAACCCGACAGGGCGCCUCGCCUUUGCGCGGAACGGAUGUUUCUCGAGUGGAUGGCUGAGCCUUGUGUGGCAAUUGUCACUGAGCUGGGGGGGAGCAGGCAGGGGGAGAUUGACAAUUUCGCUUCCAUGCUGGUGCAGGUGCUGGGGGUGAAGGAAAGUGCUGAUCUGCAGGAAGGGUUUGGGUUCUUUGUGCAACAACUGCUGUCAGGUGGGCUGGAGAAUGCGCAUGCACAGGGGAGGGGGGGAGGUGGGGGCAAGGCUGCUGAGAAGGUGCAUGGGAAGGGGAAGGGGAUGGGGUUGGCUGAGGAGAAGGCUGUCGAGAAGACGUAUGGGGGGGCGAAGGGCAUGUGCGAGGCUUCACAUGGGAAGGAGGAUGGGAGACACGGAGAGGAAGAGGCAGGGAGCAAGGUAAAGAUGGAUGGGGUUGUUGGCAAGUGGGGGAGGGCACAAAAGGACGUGAAGUGGAGGGCGCAUCUGAAGGGACGUGUGUGGGAGAGGAAGAGGCUGCUGCAUUGCCUGGAGCAGACAACGGGGAUGGAUGGAGAAGAAGGGGCAGAUGCAGGAGCGGCCCUGCCUAGUGCAAACUCUAGACUCGUGCCUGUCAAUACAAACCCGGUGGUUGCUGCACUCACCUAUCGAGUUGGAUGCAUCUUGCAGUGGAUCCGGGUCUACGGCUCAGAUUCCAUCUCGGAGAAACAGUGCUUCAUAAACGACCCUCAGAGCAAGGUCAGGUCCAUGCGCCAUCCGCUUCGGGACCUUCCUAGCCUUCUGGUCAGGUUCGGCGCCAUCCCGAAGCCUCUAGAGGGAAGCAGCAUUGCUUUGGAGUGGGAGGAGUGGCCUGCAGGCGAGGAAGCUGCUGUGAAGUUUCCUGUGAACCGAAAGGAGAGGUGUUUUGGGCUUGGGAUUGUGGAGGAGCGUGGUGAAGCAGCUGAGAAGCUGAUUGGGCAUCCUCCUCGUCAGCACACAUCUGAAGCAGGAGGGGACAGCAGGCGUGCAAAGGAGAAAGGAUCCAAUGCAGAAGGCCAAGGAGGUAGUCAGGAAGGAGAAUGGAGCAUGGCGCGUAGGAUAGCUGAAGCAGGAGGGGACAGCAGGAGUGCAAGGAGGAGAGUGUCCAGGGCAAUAGAGCAAGGAGCUUGGGAGGAAUCCAUACAGAGCAGAGCGCGUGGAAGAGCCAAAGCAUCUGGGAACGACGAGCAGAAAGAAACACUGCCACCCCCAAGAAGGAAGCUUCCUAUUGUUCGCUGCCAGGCAGACGUGGACUUCCUGGUGGGGUUUGCCGGGUAUAUCAUGGACCCUCCUGCCUGCACCCACUGCAGCACCUGCUCCGCGGAAUUCAUGCAAUCCGUGUGCAUAGCUGCUCUCAUCGCCAACUUCGCUUACCGCCCCGUCAGCCAGCUGUUCUCCCGCGUACUCUCAGUCUUCCCUCCCUCCUCCCCUGGCUUCCACAAGCUGGUUGAGUGCCUGGACCUCCCCGCACGCCUGCCCAGGCCGCUGAACCUGAAUAUACUGCUGAGCCGGGCGGAGCAGGUGCCUCUGUUCUUCCUCAUUCACAUGGCGGUGUGGUGCGCUCGUCCUCUUCUGAAUCUUGAUUGUUCUGAGGGAGGGCACAGUGAGAACGGGCAGGGAGUGCAGUCAGGUGCACGAAAAAAUGGAGUGGCGGAGGGAAAAGGUGGCAGUGUGAAGGUGCAAGGCUGCUGGGAUGGUGAGAUGGAUCAGGCGAACGGUGGAGAGGUAUGGGAAGAGGUGGAAACGUGGUACUUUGCAACAAUGAAGACAUGGAUGUCGAACCUGAGGGUUGAGGGAGGGAGUGAGAAGUGCAGCGGCAGCAGAGAGCGGGAGAGGCCUACAGGGGGGUUCGACAUCACGUGGGCUCUUGCAGCGGCGAUCAUCCCGAGAUACUGUGAGGGGUUGCAGGGACAGCGAAGGUCUGCCAUGGGGAGCAGCAACAAGGGUAGCAGCAGCAGCGGCGGCUGUGAGAAGAAGGGCAAAAUGGGGGAGGAGCCGGCGUAUCUGAAGGCGUGGCCGGGGGGAGUGAAUCUGGUGGCAUGUCUGCGAGAGAUGCUGCUGGGGGAGCCGUGCUACCGCCCUGCCUCCCGUGCUGCCCCUUCUGUCCAUCCUGCUUCCACCCCUCGUGCUGCUUCCACCCAUCGUGCUGCUUCCACCCAUCCUGCUGCUUCCACCCAUCCUGCUGCUUCCACCCAUCCUGCUGCUUCCACCCAUCGUGCUGCUUCCACCCAUCCUGCUGCUUCCACCCAUCCUGCUGCUUCCACCCAUCGUGCUGCUUCCACCCAUCCAUCCUGCUCAGGCCCUAUUUUAUCAGGCCCUGAUCCUGCUGCUUCCACCCAUCCUGCUGCUUCCACCCAUCCUGCUGCUUCCACCCAUCCUGCUGCUUCCACCCAUCCUGCUGCUUCCACCCAUCCUGCUGCUUCCACCCAUCCUGCUGCUUCCACCCAUCCUGCUGCUUCCACCCAUCCUGCUGCUUCCACCCAUCCUGCUGCUUCCACCCAUCCUGCUGCUUCCACCCAUCCUGCUGCUUCCACCCAUCCUGCUGCUUCCACCCAUCCUGCUGCUUCCACCCAUCCUGCUGCUUCCACCCAUCCUGCUGCUUCCACCCAUCCUGCUGCUUCCACCCAUCCUGCAGAUAGCACCCGUGCUGCAUCUGCUGCUACAGCUGCUGCUGCUUCAGGUGUCCAAGGCCGUGUGUGCGGUGCUGCGGGAUGUGGGACGGUGGAGGGUGGCGGAGUGAAGCUGAGGAGAUGCGGUGGGUGUCGCAAGGUGGCGUAUUGCAGCAGAGAGUGCCAAAAGGCGCACUGGCCCUCCCACAAGCUCACAUGCCCCGGCAGGACCAGCGGGAAGAAGAAUGGGAAGGAUGGGAGCAGGGUUGGGAACAAGGAUGGUCGCAUGAAAAUUGGCAAGGAGAGUGGUUGUGAGGGUUGCCGAGAGAGUGGUGACAAAGAAAUAUGCGGGCAGGUUGGAAAGAUGAUUGGCGAGGUCAGUUGCAUGGGCAGGUGCAAGGACAAUGCUAGGCAGUGA